AUGGCAUUAUAUAGCGAAAUUUGCAACGAUGAAGUUGGACUGAAGUUAUAUGCGUUCAUUGACGGUGACAAUAUGGAUCAUCUAAGUGAAUUGAAUGCCAAAGACUUGCAACAUUUGAAAAUAACUCAGACCGAUGAUAAUCAGAAAUAUACGACACUUAAAUUUAUCAUUCACAUCUUACUUCUGGGUGUUACUGAUAUGCCGAUAUAUUUUAUGCUUCUGUCAGCUAUACUGAUAUUUAAAUUCAAAAAUUAG
Loa loa (African eye worm) is the source of this 255-nucleotide messenger RNA. RefSeq lists its product as hypothetical. NCBI's taxonomy places the organism in Eukaryota, Metazoa, Nematoda, Chromadorea, Rhabditida, Onchocercidae. The transcript is spliced from 2 exons. The coding region runs from base 1 to 255 and encodes 84 amino acids. The record is from RefSeq and is a predicted model, not a curated record.